GGUGCCUAGGACAUGAUGAAGGCACAAGGCAGCUGGAGGAAGGCAAGAGAGACAAUGGGAGAAACGGGGGACAAGUAGGACAACACUCAAGGCAAACAAACCUAGAAGAGUAAGGCAAAGCCUCCAGCUGAAGCUCAUAGGAGGAAUCAGAAGCAGAAGCCAUGGCUCCCAAAGCAAAGGCACCAGCCAAGCCAGCACCGGGCAAGCCAGCACCGGGCAAGCCAGACCCAGCCAAGCCAGACCCAGCCAAGCCAGACCCGGCCAAGCCAGACCCAGCCAAGCCAGACCCGGCCAAGCCAGACGCAAAAGCACCUAAACCUGGGGAGGACAAAGAUCAAUAUGCUGACUUCCCUUUCAAUAUUGCUACUCGCAGGACCAUGUGGUGCAUUCUUGGUUUCAUUGCUCUCAUCGGCAUUAUCUUCUUGGCCAUCGUCGUCCACUUCUAUUUAAUGUGGAAGACAACCGAAAAGCUCCCCAUUGAAGACCCUAUGAGAAAUCUGAGGCGUACCAUGGCGACUGGACUCAGAAAUAGGAAUGUCAACUAUGAAAACUAUGUCAAGGCCGCAAAUGAAGUUCAAAGGUUGCCAGAGCACAUAGAUAAGAAUGAUAAGGAAUUAAAGGAAAAGAAGCAAAAGUAUAACACCUUAUACACCAAAGUGACCAAGACUGCAAAUGGUUGGGACAUCUUAGGGAACAACAUCUACUAUGUUUCUGAAAGCAAAAAGUCCUGGUUUGAUGCUGAGAACUUCUGCCAGUCCAGAGACUCCCACUUGGCCUCCAUCCUGACCAACGAGGAACAGAACUUCAUUGCUGCUCACAUUGCGGACUCUUUCUGGAUUGGCCUCACCGACGAAAAUGUGGAAGGCAACUGGGAAUGGUCAGAUGGCUCUGAAGUGAUGACAGAGUACUGGGCUCGCUGCAAGAAGAACUUCUCCAGGGGCCACGAAGCGGCAGAGAAAGACUGCGUCUUCAUAGAUUAUUCCCCUGGCAACUUGCUCUAUUCCUGGAAAGAUGCUAACUGCCACAACCUCAAAAGAUGGGUUUGUAAGGAAGCUAUAACAGUCCUAAAUGAUAAAUUCAACCAAGUUUUCUGAAAUGGUAUGAGAGGAGAAGUCAUGGAAUGCUGCAGAUUUCAAUCUCAAGCUUUAAGGAAGACCUGGGACUCAUGGAUUAAACAUGGUCUGUGCAAAAUCCA
Molecule: messenger RNA, 1195 nt
Organism: Anolis carolinensis (green anole)
Lineage: Eukaryota; Metazoa; Chordata; Lepidosauria; Squamata; Anolidae
Product: C-type lectin domain family 4 member F-like
Exons: 7
Coding region: 162-1094 (310 amino acids)
Source: RefSeq, a predicted model, not a curated record